UGACCACUCCUUCGCCCGUGACGUAGAGGCCACGUGACGGGACGCGCUGCCUCUGCUGCCGCCGCCGCUUUGUAAGAGGCACAUUGGCAGGUAACGAGCGGCGGCAGCGGCGGCGGCGGGUGCCGAGUCCAGCGAGAUCAGCAUCGAUUUUCUAUUUUGUAAACACGUUAUUUUGUAUAUACUGUAUAUGAUGACUUCGGUGAGCAGUGACCGUUCCCGCGGUGCUCGGGAAAAAACACAGAUUUCAGCGACACAGGCAACACAACUACAGAAACAAGUAGUACAGGUAACAGCUGAACAGAUGCGUCUCGCUCAGGUGAUCUUUGAUAAAAAUGAUUUGGAAUUUGAAGCUAAAGUUAAACAGCUUAUGGAAGUGACAGGAAAAAAUCAGGAUGAAUGCAUAGUUGCCCUACAUGACUGUAAUGGAGAUGUGAACAAAGCUAUCAAUAUAUUGCUGGAAGGGAAUUCAGACACGACUUCAUGGGAGACUGUAGGGGGGAAGAAGAAGAAUUUUGGAAAAGAAAGUUCAGAAAACAAAGAGAAUAGAGAGAAGAGAAGUGAGAGAGAAGUGAGUCGUGGACGUGGAAACAACAACCGGAAAGGAAGAGGUGGCAAUCGUGGGAGAGAGUUUAGAGGUGAAGAGAAUGGAAUUGAUUGCAAUCAAGGGGACAAGCCUUCAGACCGUGGCAAGCGCACCCGUGGAAGAGGAUUUGGACGUGGCAGAGGGAGAGGGGCAGGAAGAGCCUCAAACCAAGGCAUGGGGACAUUUAAUCCUGCAGACUAUUCAGAGUCUCCAUCUAUAGAUGGGUGUGGGACAAAACCAGUAGUUUGGGAAGCUGCUCACAAUGGUGCAGAUGAGGGAAGUGAACUGGCAUCAAAUGCUCAAAAGGUAGCUCAGGAUCUGCCAAACAAUUCUUACGGACACAAAGCAGGGGCCUGGAAGAAUUCUGUGGAAGAGUGGACAACGGAAGACUGGACUGAAGAUCUUUCUGAAACAAAGGUCUUCACUGCCUCAUCUGUUCCACAAGAGAAUCAUGUCACACCUGGGAAGAGCGUCGAUCUGGUAGCCUUGCUCCAGAAGCCUGCUCCUCCCAAUCAAGCCUCAGAAGUCAGCUCCUUUGAAACUUCCCAACAGCAGGGCUUUGGCCAGGCCCUCGUCUUCACAAAUUCUCAGCACAGCAAUCAGAUGGCACCAGGGACUGGCAGCUCCACUGCUAACUCCUAUUCUCCUCAGAGUCUGUCAUCCGUCCUUGGUUCAGGAUUUGGAGAGCUUGCACCUUCAAAAAUGGCAAACACCACCAGCUCCCAGAUUUUGGACCAGUUGAAACCUCCAAGUUUGGGCCAGUUUACUACCACACCAAGUUUGCAGCAGAAUAGUACAAGUGCCCCCACAACCACUUCUUCUUGGGACCUCAAGUCCUCAGCUACCCAGUCCUCAGUCCGUAGCCAUUUUGACUUUAAAUCUCAGCCUGAACCAUCCCCAGUUCUUAGCCAGUUGAGCCAGCGACAGCAGCACCAGUCUCAGGCAAUCUCUGUCCCUCCUCCUGGGUUGGAGUCCUUUCCUUCCCAGGUAAAACUCCGAGAAUCAGCACCCAGAGACGGCACCUCCACUGUGAACAAACUCUUGCAGCUCCCCAGCCUCACUGUCGAAAAUAUCUCUGUGUCUGCCCACCAACCACAGCCUAAACACAUCAAACUCCCUAAGCGGCGGAUACCUCCAGCUUCUAAGAUCCCAGCUUCUGCAGUGGAAAUGCCUGGUUCAGCAGAUGUCACAGGAUUAAAUGUUCAGUUUGGCGCCUUGGAAUUUGGAUCAGAAUCUUCGCUCUCUGAAUUUGGAUCUGCUGCAAGCAGUGAAAAUAGUAAUCAGAGUCCCAUCAGCUUGUAUUCAAAGUCUUUAAGUGAUUCUUUGAAUACCUCUCUACCAAUGACCAGUGCAGUACAGAACUCCACCUAUACAACUUCAGUCAUUACCUCCUCCAGUCUGACCAGCUCAUCCCUGAGCUCCACUAGUCCAGCAACAACGUCUUCUUCCUAUGACCAGAGUUCUGUGCAUAGCAGGGUUGCAUACCAAAGCUCUGUGAGUCCGUCUGAGUCAGUCCCAGGAACUGUCACGAAUGGACACGGUGGUGGUCGAAGUCAGCAGACAGUAGACACUACUGCGUCUGUUCCUGCUCCAAAGACAACAGAUCCUCCCUCGGCCCUACCAUCUGUGGCCUCCCUGCCCAGCACCACCUCCUGCAGUACGCUUCUACCCUCUGCAUCUCAGCACACUGCCACUUUGCCUUCCUUGUCCCAGCCUGGUGACCUGUCCAGCACCCCCCUCUCUCAGCUUAACAGUUCACUCUCCACCCACCAGAGCAGCCUCUCCUCCGCGCACACAGCACUCUCCUCCAGCACGUCUCACACACACACCAGUGUGGAGAACACCCCUUCCCUCCAGUCCUCUGCCACCUUCUCAAUGGCAGCAACCUCUGCCUCGAGUGCCACGUCCUCGGGACUCAGCCUGCCGAGCAGCAUGAACACAGCGAACAGCCUCUGCCUGGGCGGAACCCCCGUGAGUGCCCCUAGCAGCAGUACCAGAGCCACGCCCUUGGUGACCUCAGGCAAAGCACCCCCCAACCUGCCCCAGGGGGUGCCACCCCUGCUACCCAACCAGUACCUCGUGGGCCCCGGAGGACUGCUUCCUGCCUACCCGAUCUAUGGCUAUGAUGAGCUCCAGAUGCUGCAGUCACGGCUGCCAGUGGAUUAUUAUGGAAUUCCCUUUGCUACACCCACAGCCCUUGCCAGCCGAGAUGGGAGUCUUGCUAGUAAUCCAUAUUCAGGUGAUAUCACAAAGUUUGGCCGAGGUGACUCUGCAUCCCCUGCGCCUCCCACCACACUGGCUCAAGCACAGCAGAGCCAAUCCCAGGCCCACCACACCCCCCAACAGCCCUUUCUGAAUCCUGCGCUGCCACCUGGCUAUAGCUACACUGGCCUUCCCUACUACACAGGCGUGCCCAGUGCCUUCCAGUAUGGACCCACCAUGUUUGUUCCACCGGCCUCAGCCAAGCAGCAUGGUGUGAACCUCAGCACUCCCCCAACACCUUUCCAGCAGGCCAGUGGUUAUGGCCCACAUAGCUACAGCACAGGUUAUGAUGACCUGACCCAGGGGACAGCAGCGGGAGACUACACCAAGGGUGGCUAUGGUGGAUCAUCACAGGCACAAAGCAAGUCUGCAGGUUCUGGGCCUGGCAAAGGAGUGUCCGUGUCUUCAAGCACCACUGGCCUCCCUGACAUGACUGGUUCUGUCUACAAUAAGACUCAGACUUUUGAUAAGCAGGGAUUUCAUGCAGGGACCCCUCCACCGUUCAGCCUGCCCUCGGCCUUGGGUUCCUCAGGGCCCCUGGCCCCUGGAGCAGCUGCUGGUUAUGCACCCCCACCAUUCUUGCACAUCCUUCCUGCCCACCAGCAGCCUCACUCACAGCUGUUACACCACCACCUUCCGCAGGAUGCCCAGAGUGGCUCAGGUCAGCGCAGCCAGCCGAGCUCCCUGCAGCCCAAGUCACAAGCCUCCAAACCUGCCUACGGCAACUCUCCAUACUGGACAAACUGAACCCUGAAGAGGGGUGGGCUGGGGCAGGGCUUACCCUGGGCAGGAGAUACCACAUGGAGCCCGAUUCUGGGAGCCCAGUACCUUUUCCUAGAAUUUGAGACGUGUAACUGUGUCAGCCAAGCCUCAGUGGGGAGCCUUCCUCCCAGACUCGCUAUUGUAUGUAAUGUAUUUAUGUAUGUAUUUGUAAAUGUGACAGAAGUCUUAGGAGAGUGGGGGGGUCUUCCCCACUCAAGCCCCUUUUUGCUGUAGCAAAAUAAGCCCCCUCUCCCCUCCUACCUCCCACAUAGCCCCCCUGCCAGGAGGCUUCAAGGGGCAGUGCCUGGAAGGGCUGGUUUAAGGCAUUUGGGUAAUGGGAUCAGGUACCAAUGAAGAAUCACGACUUAUCCCCUUAUAAACCAUUAUAUGAGUUUUUCCUUCCUUGUGUAAUUACUUUAUCCCUCUAUUUGAGAAACUUGUCCUUUUGUCAUUUGUUUACUGUUCCUCUCCUGCCAAAUCUUGAUCUGGGAAUAGCGGAAAUAUCCCCCCUGCUCAACAUGAAAGUGGCACCUGUUUGUCUUCAUAUAGAGCAGGGGUAUCUGCUUCUGGCCUGCUCUUGUCCCCAGGGACUUGCCUUCCUCUGGCUGGCCAUUUUAAUAAUAAUCCGAAUUUGUGCUCAGAAGUGUUAAGCCAGGUGUCAGCUCCCCUUUUUAAAAAUCAGAUAACGUUCCACAAGAGCACGUCUCCAUGCAAAGCUCCUCUUCCAGUUGUCCUGAACCAGGUGGGCGACUGCUUCAGGGUUUUCUCUUUUGCCCAAAGUCCACCUAAUAAAGUUCUGAGAGCAUG
Molecule: messenger RNA, 4414 nt
Organism: Pipistrellus kuhlii (Kuhl's pipistrelle)
Lineage: Eukaryota; Metazoa; Chordata; Mammalia; Chiroptera; Vespertilionidae
Gene: UBAP2
Product: ubiquitin associated protein 2
Exons: 29
Coding region: 188-3592 (1134 amino acids)
Cellular component (GO): cytoplasm; nucleus
Molecular function (GO): protein binding
Source: RefSeq, a predicted model, not a curated record